AUGGGCAACGCAACAGACGUCAGCAACAACCCCGAAAUGGCGGAGUCUCAGAAGGCCAAGAUGGAUGCCAGCAACACCGACGCCGCGCCGGCGUAUGCGCCCCCUGCGGAGGACAACAGUGUGCUGGGAGGAGAGGAUGGUGAACUCAUCGAUUACAAGACCCUUUCCUGGUGGCAAGGUGGUAUCGUCUUGAUCGCCGAAACCGUCUCCCUGGGUAUUCUCUCUUUGCCCUCUGUCCUGGCCACUGUUGGCCUCGUCCCUGGUAUCAUCCUCAUCCUCAUCAUGAGUUUCCUGUCAACGUAUUCUGGUGUGGUUUUGGCCGAGUUCCGUAAGGAGUAUCCUUUCGUGCAGAACUUCGGUGACGCCGUCGAGGUCAUGGGCAAGUCCAUUGGCAUGGGCCGUGUGUUCCAGGAGGUUUUCGGCUGGGCGCAGGUCAUUUUCCAGGUUUUCGUCAUGGGUAGCCACUUGUUGACCUGGACCAUCUGCAUGAACACCCUUACCAACUCGUCAACUUGCACCAUUGUCUGGGCCGUUGUUGGUCUGGCCGUUUUCGCCGUGCUCAACUUCCCCCGCACGCUCAAGUACACGAGUUGGAUGUCUAUGGCCUCUUGCAUUUCAAUCACCCUGGCCAUGUUGAUCACCUUGGGUGAUGUUGCGGCCGAGCGUCCUAUCGGUUCCGGAAGCAUUGACAUCACCCGUCAGCUCGGUUUCACCGGUGCAUUCCUCGCUGUGACGAACAUUGCCAUCUCUUUCUCCUCCCACUCCUGCUUCUUCAGCGUCAUUGGCGAGUUCAAGAAGCCCGAAGACUGGCCCAAGGCCCUGGCCCUCCUCCAAAUCGUCGAUACGACCCUUUACUUGCUUGCCGCCAUCGUCAUCUACGUUUUCGUCGGUCCCGAUGUCCCCUCGCCCGCCCUCUCCGCUGCCGGUUCCAAGACCAUGCGCAAGGCCAUCUGGGGUAUUGCCAUUCCGACCAUCGUCAUCGCCGGUGUCAUCUAUGGCCACGUCGCUGCCAAGUACAUCUUCUCCCGCAUGUUCCGCAACACGAAGCACAUGAUCCGCCGCACCAAGCUCUCUGGCAUUGUCUGGAUCGCCAUUGUCAUCGGCAUUUGGGCCAUCUCCAUGGUCAUUGCUGAGUCGAUCCCCGUCUUCAACAGUCUGCUCGGUCUCAUUUGCGCCCUGUUCGCUUCGUGGUUCUCGUACGGUCUUCCCGGCAUCUUCUGGCUGUGGAUGCACUACGGCAACUGGUUCACGAGUGGCAAGCAGAUUGCCAAGUUCCUGGCCAACGUCAUGUUGCUGCUCACUGGCUUCCUCAUUUGCGUGCUGGGAUUGUGGGCGUCAAUUGAGGCUAUUGCAACUGAGAAGUUGACAAAGCCUUGGACUUGCGCCUCCAAUGCUGCGCCAUGA
Molecule: messenger RNA, 1404 nt
Organism: Colletotrichum truncatum
Lineage: Eukaryota; Fungi; Ascomycota; Sordariomycetes; Glomerellales; Glomerellaceae
Source: RefSeq, a predicted model, not a curated record